UAGUGUUAUUGUACUCGUGGACAGUUGCUUAUCGAGUAGAAACAAAAAUUUUGCAGUGCAAGUGUGUCCAGUGCGUGACAGAUAUGUCAAAGUACUGGCAAUUGUUGUAGACGAAUUCGCCGUGCGUUGCCAACGCGAGUGUAGCAAAGUAUCAGCAGGUUUCCGACAAAAAGCUUUCACCACUUUUUGCACGCCCACGCACACACGAUACACAACAAACACGCACAGCACAAAAUAAAACAAUAUCUUAGACAACAAUUGAAUUGGGAAACCCCCUUGCAAGAUGCAACAGAACUCGGCCAGCAAUCCGUUUUCGGUGGCUGCCUAUGGCGAGCGACCCCAAAUGGGGCUGGACGUGGAGUUCGGUGCAGAUCCGGCCAGUGGUGCGGCAUUCUUCCAAAGCGAUGGCCGUAAACAUGAUGAUCUCAAGCAGAUGCUGGACAGCAACAAGGAUGGCCUUAAGCUGGAGGCAAUGAAGCGCAUUAUUGGCAUGAUUGCACGAGGCCGUGAUGCCAGCGACCUUUUUCCGGCCGUCGUCAAGAAUGUCGUCUCCAAGAACAUCGAGGUAAAGAAGCUGGUGUAUGUGUAUUUGGUGCGCUAUGCCGAGGAGCAGCAGGAUUUGGCGCUGCUCUCCAUAUCGACAUUUCAGCGUGCACUGAAAGAUCCCAAUCAGUUAAUACGCGCAUCCGCCUUGCGUGUGCUCUCUUCCAUACGGGUCAGCAUGAUUGUGCCCAUUGUAAUGUUGGCAAUCCGCGACAGCGCCGCGGAUCUCAGUCCCUAUGUGCGUAAGACGGCGGCACAUGCUAUCCCCAAGCUCUACUCGCUGGAUGCAGACCAAAAGGAUGAGCUGGUCACGGUUAUUGAGAAACUACUCUCAGAUCGCACCACCCUGGUUGUGGGCUCUGCUGUUAUGGCCUUCGAUGAGGUUUGUCCGGAGCGCGUGGAUCUUAUACACAAGAACUACCGCAAGCUGUGCAAUCUGCUUGUGGAUGUGGAUGAAUGGGGUCAGGUGAUCAUCAUUAACAUGCUGACCCGCUAUGCACGCACACAGUUCGUCGAUCCCAAUGCUGACGAGGAGCACGGCCAGGGCGAAUCUCUAGAUGGCGAUGCGCCAGCCAACGAGCGAUUCUAUGACGAGUCUUCAAAUUCUAGCAGCGAUGCUGAGGCCAGCAGCGAUGACGAAGCGCCUGGCAAGCCCAAGUCCAGCAAGUCAAGCAGCAACAACAACAACAACAAUGACAAAGACAAACAGAAAGACAAAGACAAAGACAACGAUAACAACUGCAGUAACAGCAGCAGCAACAGCUACCACAUCGAUCUCGAUCAUCGGCUGCUGUUGCGCCAGACCAAGCCGCUGCUGCAGUCGCGCAACGCAUCCGUUGUCAUGGCCGUCGCCCAGCUCUAUCAUCAUGUGGCGCCCCGCAACGAGGUGCAGCUAAUAGCUAAGGCACUCAUCCGUCUAUUGCGAUCGCACAAGGAAGUGCAGAGCGUGGUGCUCAAUUGCAUUGCGUCCAUGUCGGCGCGUCGUAAAGCGAUCUUCGAGCCACAUUUGAAGUCGUUCUUUGUGCGCACCAGCGAUCCAACGCACCUCAAGCUACUCAAGCUGGACAUACUCACGAAUCUGGCAUCAGCCUCGAGCAUAUCGCUCAUAUUGCGCGAAUUCCAAACAUACAUCUCCAGCAAUGACCGCCCCUUCGUGGCAGCCACCAUUCAGGCGAUUGGCCGUUGUGCAGCGAGCAUCAAAGCUGUCACCGAGACCUGUCUGAGCGGCCUGGUACAUCUGCUCUCGAAUCACGAUGAGCACGUGGUCGCCGAGAGCGUGGUGGUCAUUAAGAAGCUGCUGCAGAGCAAGGCUGCCGAGCACUAUGAGAUUAUCACCCAGAUGGCCAAGCUGAUUGACUACAUCAAUGUGGCAGCGGCUCGCGCUGCCAUCAUUUGGCUGAUCGGGGAAUACAAUGAGAAGGUGCCGUUGAUAGCGCCUGAUGUGCUGCGCAAGAUGGCCAAAUCGUUUGUGGAUGAGCAGGAUGUGGUGAAGCUGCAGGUGCUCAAUCUGGGCGUUAAACUCUAUCUGACCAAUCCAGAGCAGACCUCGCUGCUUUGCCAAUAUGUCUUUACGCUGGCUCGCUAUGAUACCAACUAUGACGUGCGUGAUCGAGCGCGUUUCUUGCGCCAGUUCAUCUUCCCCGCCAGCGGCGGCAGCACAGUGCUUACCCAGAAUGCACGCGAUAUAUUCUUGGCGGCCAAGCCGGCACCUGUGCCGGAGAGCAAGUACCGUGAUGGCAAUCUGUAUCAGCUGGGCUCGCUCUCUCACUAUUUGAAUAUGCAGGCCACGGGCUACAAGGAGCUGCCUGCCUUCCCCUCUGUUGCGCCCGAUUCGAGUGUGCGCAACAUAGCUGGCUACAUGCAGGAGAAGCUGCCUGGCGAGAGUCCGACGCGCAGCAAAUCCUCGUCCCAAGGUGCUGCCAAGGAGGCGGGCGACAAGGGCUUCCUAUCCGAAUCAGAGAAGUCAUCCGCUUACACCGGCUCCAGCGGCAGUAGCAGCGACAGCAGCGGCUCCUCUGGCAGCGACGCAUCCUCGGGCAGCGAUAGCGAACAGGAGCCAGGGGCGCCGGACCAGUUGAAGGCCGAUCGGGUCCAAGCACAAAGCAAGGCAAUAAAGGCGGCCAUUGUUAGCGGCCAGCUGAUCGAUGACAUCAACAAUAGCAGCAGCAGCAGCAAUCCAAUCGAGCCACUCGCUGUCGCUACCGCCGCUCCCUCAACGGGCAACAACAACAACAACAAUGCCAUCGCCAAUUCAGGCACCUCCGACAGCGGCGAAUCGUCGUUCUACAGCGGCAGCAGCAGCGGCGAAUCGAGCAGCGACUCGGCCAGCGACAACGAGCAGCCACAGUCACAGCCAAAGAAUGCUCCAGUGACGUCAUCCGUUGAACAAAAGCAAGCGAAACAACAGCCGGAAUCUCAGCCAGAGUCAUCAGCCAAAACCAAUUUGGAUCUGCUGCUCGAUCUGGAUGAUAUACCGCCCAUUGGGCCAGUGAUGACACCCUCGCUCGGUGGCUUCCUGACGCCAGGCACUCCAAUGCUGCCGGGACAGUCUGCAUUGCAGCCACUGCAGGCGAGCAAUCGGGUCGAGCUGGUUGGCCCUUCGCACACGGAGUUCAGGCACAAGGAGCUGCUGAACAAGGUGAGCGGCUACGGACUGCAGCUGUCGUAUCGCUUCACACGCUCGCCGCAUCUCUACUCGGCCGCAAUGUGCACGAUUGAGUUGCAGUUCCAGAAUCGCAGCGACCAGGUGCUGACCAGCAUACGGAUGGGCCAGCAGCAGCUGCCGCCGGGCAUGCAGCUGAGCGAAUUCGCGCCCAUCGCUCAGCUGCAGCCAGAGCAGCUGGCGAGCGGCAUCUUGGGCGUCGACUUCAAUGAUACAACGCAUGCAAUUGAUUUCGAGCUCAUCUCCAGCGGCGGCUGUGCACGUGUCCAGCUGAAGCCGCCAGUUGGCGAGCUGGUGCGCUCUGUGCAGAUCGGCGAGAGCUGUCACAAGGAGGAGCGAGCCAAGCUGCGCGGCAUGAACGAGCAUCAGUGCGAGCUGCGUGGCGUGCAGCGCGAUCUAACCGAUCUGCAGACGCUCAAGCAAAAGGUCUACGAAUGCAUCAAUGUGGCCCAUACAUACAGCUCGGCCAACAGCCAGCUCCAUUGCUUUGCUGGCCAAACGUUGAGCUCCAAAAGUCUCGUUCUGCUCACGUUGCAAUGGCAAACGGAUGAGGCGCUCACGCUGCUGGUCAACUGCGAGAAGAUGGUCAUUGGAUCGAUGGUGCUCAACGAGCUGCGCAACGCGCUUCAACAGAGCUUUGCCAUGUAGAUUGCUAUAUCAAUAUCUAUAUAUAUAUACACAUAUAUAUAAAGUCGGCAUGAUGCGUGACUCAUUCAGCAAGGGCAGCACGACAUGGUUUCUCAUGGUCACAUAGAACAACGUCGCAGCACUAUAUAAAGCUAAGCAGAACAAAAUACAAAACAAUAUAAUAUACACAACAUAUAUAUAUAUAUAUAUAUAUAUAUAUCGAUAGAUAUAAAUCGAUCUAUCUAUAUAUACUAGCCUAGAUUAAGCCAGAUGCGAUUCCAAGCAGCUUUAAUGAAUGUAAAAGCUAAGCAACAAUUUAAAUAAUCUUAUCUGUGUCCGCGUGUGUGUGUGUGUGCGUGUGCCUAU
Molecule: messenger RNA, 4198 nt
Organism: Drosophila hydei
Lineage: Eukaryota; Metazoa; Arthropoda; Insecta; Diptera; Drosophilidae
Gene: rb
Product: AP-3 complex subunit beta-2
Exons: 4
Coding region: 284-3853 (1189 amino acids)
Biological process (GO): intracellular protein transport; vesicle-mediated transport
Cellular component (GO): AP-3 adaptor complex; membrane coat
Source: RefSeq, a predicted model, not a curated record